AUGCUUUUCUCCGAACUACAUCCUUCGAAGGAGAAGGUUCACAAACUUAAUAGCGACUGUUUAUCUCAUUUUCAAGGCCUACAUCGCUAUAAAUAAGCCGUAUGAGGGAAUAAAGCCAAUGGUGACCGAGAUCUAUACCUUGACAGAUCCUUUAAACUCGAACGAAGAAACUGAAUUAGUCAGUCUGACCCUUUUCAACUCUGAAGAUCCCUUUCAGAUGUAUCUAAUUGCCUUUUGGACUUCUGCAAUCACAUUCGCUGCGGCAGUUAUUCUACUUCUGCAUGUUUUCAAAAGAAAUUACAGGAUUGAUCACAGAAUUUUUGCCCGCAAUCAAAAUGAAAAUAAUCGGGAAUAUUUAGUGAGUCAGAGCUUUCUUUUUAAAGAAAAAUUUCUAUUUUUAAAGAAUACAAACUUGAUAUGAUUUUCUGAUAUCUGUACUCUUCCUUCUAAUUUUUUGAAGCUAUCCUAAACCGGAAUGAUUUGAAUGCUAUCAGAGCCAUCUGAACCGGGUGAGCAAGACGACGGGAACCGAGGCGGUCAUUUCGCCGGAACUCGAGAAGAGCUACGAGUUCCUCUUCAAGAAAUGGACCAACGGCGAGAACACGGCCGACAAACUUCUCCAGUGUUUCGGCUACGACUUCUUGGACCCUGCACUGAGGCCCGACUUCGUCGACUAUAUUAAUGUGAGUUCGAAAAAAUCAAGCUUAACAAUUGUCCCAAAUUAUCCCAGAGCCGGAAGGUCAAGUUCCAUCAAAUUGAUGUUUGCUCGAAACAAGAAUUAAACAACGAUGAUCUUUAA
Molecule: messenger RNA, 799 nt
Organism: Caenorhabditis auriculariae
Lineage: Eukaryota; Metazoa; Nematoda; Chromadorea; Rhabditida; Rhabditidae
Source: the annotation of a GenBank genome assembly